Rhagoletis pomonella (apple maggot) is the source of this 3023-nucleotide messenger RNA. RefSeq names its product tyrosine-protein kinase transmembrane receptor Ror2 (gene Nrk). Gene Ontology annotation, biological process: multicellular organism development; cell surface receptor protein tyrosine kinase signaling pathway; positive regulation of kinase activity. The transcript has 5 exons. The record is from RefSeq and is a predicted model, not a curated record. Bases 356 to 2674 code for a protein of 772 amino acids. Gene Ontology annotation, cellular component: signaling receptor complex. Gene Ontology annotation, molecular function: transmembrane receptor protein tyrosine kinase activity; ATP binding; protein binding. Lineage: Eukaryota; Metazoa; Arthropoda; Insecta; Diptera; Tephritidae.
CUUCUAACAUAAAGUCAGCUGUUGCCGUAAAUAAUUUUCGUCCUUUUUUCGUAGUCCUUUGCGCAGUGUAAAACAUCCCUGUUUUGGUGGAAAACCACCCCUAGCAAUACCUACUAUUAAUUAUCCUCCCAGUUGUCAUUUGCAGUUCGUAAGGCGUCUUCAAAAGACAGAAAAAAUAAUUGCGAUAUUUUUCAUUACACUAUAUUAAAGAAAAAUAGCAAAAGAAUUGCUAAAAAAUAUCAAUAACUUGUUACCUAAGUUGUGCACAACAUUUUUAUUAACAAAAAUGUUAAAAAUGUGUCGUAAAAACUUGUGAAAAACUUAGUUUUCACUUUACACAUCGACAAGCACAACGAUGAAGUACGCGAGCAUUGUGCAAAAGGGGGCGCAGCCAACAGAAAAUACCAGAAGCAGCUCAACGUUUGGUGUGGGUAGUGUUGGCGCUUGCGGCGUUAGUCUUAAGCGGAAAUGUGGCAAAGGCGGCAAUUUUGCUUUGGGCUACUUUAUUGGCGGUUGCUGUUUUCGUAUUCGGACUUUUGUUUUGCUCGCGGUGGCUGCGGUAUUUUUGUUUACAAUCGGCUGCUCCAAUACUGCUGCUGCAACUAGUUCACUGAAGGCAGUAUUGGAGGAUGAUAGUGGGACAGCAGGCGGACGCCAUCAGCAUCAUCACCAUCAAUAUAGCGCGGUGAAUGCUGAGAGAUGGCGUGAGCACGAAUACGAGGAAAAGGGCUAUUGUGCGCCAUACAAUGGUAAAAUUUGUAAGCAAUAUAUAAGCGGACAGGUGUGGUAUAGCCGUGAAGACCCAACGGGUGGGUGGAAGAAUGAGCAGAUAACGACCGCCUUAUGGGAGGAAUUAAUUGCAGAUCUGGCCGGAUUAUGUCGUGUGGCAGCUGAGAAAAUACUAUGCGCCUAUGCUUUUCCUCACUGUCAAACUGAAAAUGGACGCACAAUUAAGGUGCCGCUUUGCUAUGAGGACUGCACGGCAACUCAUCUACAAUUCUGCUACAAUGACUGGGUAUUGAUUGAAGAAAAGAAGGAGCGAAAUAUAUUUUUAAAGAGUCGUGGACAUUUUCGACUGCCCAACUGCGGUGUGCUGCCAAGAUAUAAUGCCACAGCUAAGAAACCGAAUUGUUCAUAUAUUGGACUCACCGAGAUCAAAGAAGAUGAAAUAAGCUAUGAUUGUCGCAAUGGCAACGGCCGCUACUACCUUGGUACCAUAAAUGUUACGAAAACAGGUUUACCCUGCCAACGCUGGGAUGUACAACAUCCACAUAAACAUAUCCAACCGCCGCAGGUGUUUCCACAAAUAGCCGAAGGUGAAAAUUACUGCCGCAAUGCCGGCGGUGAAGAACCCUAUCCCUGGUGCUAUACACUAGACGAAUCUUUGCGUUGGCAACAUUGUGAUAUACCACUCUGUCCCGACUACAUUGAUCUCACUGCCAAAGAUCUUAACACACCCAUAAAAAUGGAAACUUUCUUCACUCCAUCAAUGAUCUUCUUACUUGCCGGCAUCGGUUUCGUUGGCAUCGUUGCGCUGCAUUUGAUUAUCUUACUGGUACACAAAAUUUCGAGACACAAGGAGUACUCGCUGCAACAGCAACGACAACAGGUGCCCACGUCCGAGUGCAAUGUUUCAGUGCGUGGCGGCGGCGGUGAAUGCAACUUGGCAGAGAGUAGAGAAACUUUGGGUUCGAAUAAUGCAAUGGCGAUGAGCAAUAAGUGUGGCACUUUAAAAAGCACGGCUACCGUCCAUAGCUCAGCAGAACCAAAAAAUAAUUUAAAUACCAAAUUAGAGAAGCUGGAAUAUCCACGCGGUGAUAUCGUGUAUGUGCGUUCCCUGGGACAGGGCGCGUUCGGUAGAGUGUUUCAGGCUAAAGCACCUGGUCUUGUACCUGGCAAUGAUGACUACCUGGUCGCCGUGAAGAUGUUAAAGGACGACGCCAGUGAUCAAAUGCAAAUGGAUUUCGAGCGGGAGGCUUGCCUACUAGCCGAAUUUGAUCAUCCCAAUAUUGUUAAACUACUCGGCGUAUGUGCACUAGGUCGUCCCAUGUGUUUGCUCUUCGAAUUCAUGUCACCUGGCGAUUUGAGUGAAUUUUUGCGCGCUUGUUCUCCUUACGCCACACAUCAAAUACAACAACGAAAUCGUCAGGAAUUGAAUGAGGGCCAUCUGCUGCAGAUUGCAGCUCAAAUUGCCGCCGGUAUGGUCUAUUUGUCAGAACGUAAAUUUGUACAUCGAGAUUUGGCUACACGCAAUUGUCUAAUCAACGAACAGAUGGAAGUAAAAAUCGCUGAUUUUGGUUUGUCACAUAAAAUAUAUCUGCAGGACUACUAUAAGGGUGAUGAGAACGAUGUUAUACCGAUACGUUGGAUGCCGCUCGAAAGUAUUUUGUAUAAUAAGUUUUCCAUUGAAUCGGAUGUUUGGGCGUAUGGCAUUUGUUUAUGGGAGAUUUUCUCUUUUGCUCUUCAACCUUACUUUGGGCUGACACACGAAGAGGUGAUUAAGUUUAUCAAGGAAGGCAAUGUACUUAGCUGUCCGGAUAAUACGCCAUUAUCGGUUUAUGCUUUAAUGCGGCGUUGCUGGAAUCGUAAACCUAACGAACGUCCUAGUUUUGCAGAAAUUAAUCAUUGCAUACAACACAGCCUAGUGGAAUAUGAAUGCAAGACAAUGAUGUAGUGUGGCAAGGGGUUAAGCAAAAAAGAAAGUGAAAUGAAAAAAUGUAAACGAGAGUACUUACUUCCAACUGGGCAUAUGCAUAUGUAAGCAAAUUUUGUACUUAAAAGUAAAAACACUUCCGUUCAAAAACACUCAGCAGUGGUUAAUUUGAGAAUAGUUUGAAAGUAGCAAUAUUUUUCUGAAAAAAACGUAUACGUACAUACGUAUUUGAUAUAUUGUAUUAUAACAAUAAGCACGACGCACAAAUUAAGCAGCCAUUAUAUUAAUAAAAUGCAUACUUACAUACUUACUAAUAAUAUCUCAGAAAUGUUGUGUUCAGGCAAUAAUUUUAGUAGUUCUGUGUGUUAUA